CUCUCUUUUCAUUUGGGCACACCAUCUUCCUCUAUUAAUCCAAAUAGCUUCGUUUUCCCACUCAAAUUCCGACAUCACAAUCGCCGCCGCAUCCGGUGAAUCUCCGACUCCUUCGCCGCCGCUUCACUACUCUGAAUCUCACUCACCAGCAGCACUUCUCCGUCGGAGUUCCGACUAUUCGCGUCUCGCUUUUCUCGAUACUCUCCUCCGGCGAUUCCUCGCUGGCAAAGGUGCGCAUGCUUGCUAACCUGCGCACCGCGCUUCCUCUGUUUGGCGUAAUUGGUUGAACUCUGUUGCUCUUUCUUCAGGUGGAGAAAGGUGAGCCUCAUGCUGUUGCUGUUUGUGGAUUUGUUCCGAUUAGUUUUUUUGUUUCCGUUUGCAGAACUAGGUUUCUGAUUGUGGAUUUAGGUCGCGGUUUGAGUUUUGUAGGGGUUGUACUGGCGCGAGCUUCGCUUGCUUCUUGUGGAAUUUGCUCGUUGAUCCGUUGGUUUUGCCGUUUUGAUUUGGCUUUGUUAUCGUUUUUGUUGUUGGAGUUGUUUUUAGUUGCGUAGUGAUGACUUGAUUGAAUUCGCGCGUUUUGGACCGCGCAGAGUUAGUGGAAUUCGGUUUUGACCGUUGGGGCACUCGUUUGAAGUAGUGCCUUUUCCCUCCUUGAUCAAUGGGAUUCAAUUUUAAUGCGGAUAUGACUGUUUUUCCUUUUUUAACCCUAGUAUUUGAAGUUUGGAGUUAAGUUUAGUAGUUUAGAGUGACAGUUUCUAGUUCUGCUUUUGAAUUUAACCUGAAACAAACUGGGCUUUUGAAUUUCAUGUGCAUUUGCCAGCAACAUGGUUUGCUAGAAAAUGUUACUUGGUUUGGUAGAAAAUGUAUGGACGAAUAAUUUUGGUUUUGAGUCACUCGUUAACCAGUGGUUUGUGCAAGGAUUUCAACUCACUGAUGCCACUGAUCGGUACUUUGGCACUGUAGUUAUGCUAGUAACAGCUGAGUGUGCUCGGUUGGUUAUGAAGAUAAAUUCUUCUACAAUAAUGUAUAAGAUGGAAAUUUCUUUUGUCAUCUUGCCUUUCCUCCUAUCGGUUCUUUUUGAACUUGUUGGUGAUAUGGCUUUUGUCUAUUUAGUUAUGUAAUUAAUUUAUAUUGUUUGGUAUUGUAUUUUCAUUGUGUGGCUAGUUGCUUGAGCAUGGUUCAAGGUCCUACUGAUUGUUUUUCACUCUCUUGUUCAGACUUGAGACGAUACUUGAAUGAAAAGGUGACAUGUAACCAGGCUUUUAGUUAUCUUGCUCUUAACAGUGAAGAGAUUGCAUGAAGUGAAGAAAAUUGUUAGCUAGUCCUGCAUGACAGGAUGGCUUUCUUUAACCACUUUUCACAUGAUGCAGUUUCACAUGGUGUCAUGGAAGAGAAGGGCCAAGGACAGAAUGCUGAUAGAUCUAGUAGGUCAGUAGAUAAUGGAUGUGCUUAUGCAAUUUCUAAUGAAAAAGAAUUUGAUAUGAACAUGGAGGUACAGUAUGAGAGUGACAGCAAACCAGAUGGUAGUAGGCUGCAAAAGGAGGCAACUGUUUAUGAUCGAGUUGGCACAAGAGAAUCAAAACAUAGAGAAUAGGGCAGCAUAACAGCUACUGGAGGAAGGUGGGGUACUACAUUUUGGAAGGACUGCCAGUCCAGGUGCCCUCAGAAUGGUUCUGAAUCAGCACAUGAAUCAAAAAAUGGAUCAGACUAUAGAAAUGCAGAUGGGUCUGAUGAUAAUUCAUCAGAAGACAGAGAGGAAAGUUUAGACUCAGAAGAUGAUAAUGGACCAAAGGAUUCAGGAAAAGAUCCAAGAGGCUAUUCUGAUAUCCCUGCUGAAGAGAUGUUGUCUGAUGAAUAUUAUGAGCAAAAUGACUCCAUGCAUUACAGUGGUUUUCGUCAACCCACUGGAUCAAAUUCACGGCCUCAACAGAUGUCUACUAUUGUCAAAAGGCAUAUGCACAAGUCUAGGAUUUCAGACGAUGCUGAAGAUAAUGAUGGUGAUGCUGAUUAUGAAGAAGAGGAUGAAGCAGAUGAAGACGAUCCUGAUGAUGCAGACUUUGAGCCCUCAACAAGCAAUCGUGCUACAAAUAAGAGAAGUGAGAUGCAUUCAGAAGGAGAAAGUGCGUCAAGCUUUUCACAGGAAAAUGGUGUUGGUUAGAUAAUAUUACUAGAUGAUAGAGAAUAUAAGUUGGUCAGGUAAGUUUCCACCAUAUUAUUACAAUUAUCCCUGGAUUGUUGGAAACGAUCCCUAAAAUCUCGUAGAUGCAAUAAAUGAUAUGAAAACUAUAUAAGCCCAGAGUUGAGAUGACUUAGGGCAGGUCACAAUUUUGAAUGUUCUGGACCUUGAUAGUCGCUGGAAAUUUCUAGGGGCCGUCUUCCAUACCAGAACAUGAAACAGGGAAGUUCAUUAAUGUGGCAUUUGCUUGAUUUUGUUUGUUUAAAAGGAGAAAAAUAUUGAUGUAUUGUUUUUUUUUCCUUUAUGUUGUUAUUUUGGAGUUUGAGGCCAUGAUGAUGAAAAACUUGGGUUCAGGUUUUUAUUUAUUUUUUCGAUAAAUGUUUAAUUUGUGAUUGCUAGUAUUGAAGAACUGAGAGAAAGUGAAUGAAAGGAAGUGAGGGAAGGAGAAGAGAGAUACUAAAACACUUUCUGGUGUCUAAAAAGUUGUAUCAUCCUUUAAGGCGUGUUUGGUUUAGGAAAGAAAGGGAAAGGAAAGAAGACGGAAGGAAAAGGAGUAAAAACUAGAAAGUGAGAUGAUUUUUUAAGUUGUUUAGUAGGAAAAAAGAAAUGAAAGGAAAGGAAGUUAAAAUGUAUAUAGAAUAACAUAAAUAUCCAUAGAAAUGUAAAGAAGUAUGAAAAAAUAAGGACAAUUUGGUCGCUUUACAAAAAAUACACAUUCGUCCUCAAGUAAUUAUUUUAAAUUUCUAUUAAUUUCUCUUGGCAGGAAAAGGGGGCUGUGUAUGUUAUUUACGGAUCGUAUGUUGAUUUACUGUUAAUGUUGGAGUAAAUAUUCAGUGAUUAAUUUUUAUUUUUGGUUUUCCUUGAUGCUUUUGACUAUAAUUAAGUGAUUGAACUAUAA
Messenger RNA from Cajanus cajan (pigeon pea), 3074 nucleotides. Its product is annotated as protein CHROMATIN REMODELING 5. NCBI's taxonomy places the organism in Eukaryota, Viridiplantae, Streptophyta, Magnoliopsida, Fabales, Fabaceae. The record is from RefSeq and is a predicted model, not a curated record.